This is a messenger RNA of Manis pentadactyla (Chinese pangolin), 2647 nucleotides long. RefSeq names its product cartilage acidic protein 1 (gene CRTAC1). The coding region runs from base 151 to 2064 and encodes 637 amino acids. The transcript is spliced from 15 exons. Lineage: Eukaryota; Metazoa; Chordata; Mammalia; Pholidota; Manidae. Gene Ontology annotation, biological process: axonal fasciculation. The record is from RefSeq and is a predicted model, not a curated record. Gene Ontology annotation, molecular function: calcium ion binding.
UCGGGGCGGGAGGCUCGAGGCCAGCCCGGGACCCGGGGCUGGAAGCUGGGAGGCGGCAGCGGCAGAGGCGGCAGCGAGCGCCCGUGCUCCGACGCCCCCAGGCGGUGGGGCUGAGAGAGCCCGAGGGUGGCUCCGAGCGCUGACCCCGGUAUGUUCAAGAUGUUACUAUUCCUGCUGCUGCUAUGGUUUCUGCCCCCCACUGAGGGGUCCCAGCAUGCGGAACCCAUGUUCACUGCAGUCACCAACUCAGUUCUGCCUCCUGACUAUGACAGCAACCCUACCCAGCUCAACUAUGGUGUGGCAGUUACUGAUGUGGACCAUGAUGGGGACUUUGAGAUCGUUGUGGCAGGGUACAACGGCCCCAACCUGGUUCUGAAGUAUGACCGGGCGCAGAAACGGCUGGUGAACAUUGCAGUGGACGAGCGCAGCUCCCCGUACUAUGCUCUGCGAGACCGUCAGGGGAAUGCCAUCGGGGUCACAGCCUGCGACAUCGAUGGGGAUGGCCGUGAGGAGAUCUACUUCCUCAACACCAAUAAUGCCUUCUCAGGGGUGGCCACAUAUACAGACAAGCUGUUCAAGUUCCGAAACAACCGGUGGGAAGACAUCCUGAGCGAUGAAGUCAAUGUGGCCCGAGGCGUGGCCAGCCUCUUUGCUGGGCGCUCUGUGGCCUGCGUGGACAGGACGGGCUCCGGACGCUACUCCAUCUAUAUCGCCAAUUAUGCCUACGGUAACGUGGGCCCUGAUGCUCUCAUUGAAAUGGACCCCGAGGCCAGUGACCUCUCCCGGGGCAUUCUGGCGCUCAGAGAUGUGGCUGCUGAGGCUGGGGUCAGCAAAUACACAGGGGGCCGGGGUGUCAGCGUAGGCCCCAUCCUCAGCAGUAGUGCCUCGGAUAUCUUCUGUGACAACGAAAAUGGGCCCAACUUCCUCUUCCACAACCAGGGUGACGGCACCUUCGUGGACGCCGCAGCCGGAGCUGGUGUGGAUGACCCCCACCAGCAUGGGCGAGGUGUUGCCCUGGCUGACUUCAACCGUGAUGGCAAAGUAGACAUUGUCUAUGGCAACUGGAAUGGCCCCCACCGCCUCUAUCUGCAGAUGAGCGCCCAUGGGAAGGUCCGCUUUCGGGACAUCGCCUCACCCAAGUUUUCCAUGCCCUCUCCUGUCCGCACAGUCAUCGCUGCCGACUUUGACAAUGAUCAGGAGCUGGAAAUCUUCUUCAACAACUUCGCCCACCGCAGCUCCUCUGCCAACCGCCUCUUCCGCGUCAUCCGCAGGGAUCAUGGUGACCCCCUCCUUGAGGAGCUCAAUCCUGGCGAUGCCUUGGAGCCUGAGGGCCGGGGCACAGGGGGCGUGGUGACAGACUUCGAUGGAGAUGGGAUGCUGGACCUCAUCUUGUCCCACGGGGAGUCCAUGGCUCAGCCGCUGUCUGUCUUCCGGGGGAGCCAGGGCUUCAGCAACAACUGGCUGCGAGUGGUCCCUCGGACCCGGUUCGGGGCCUUCGCCAGGGGCGCUAAGGUCGUGCUCUACACCAAGAAGAGCGGGGCCCACCUGAGGAUCAUCGACGGUGGCUCAGGCUACCUGUGCGAGAUGGAGCCCGUGGCACACUUUGGCUUAGGGAAGGAUGAAGCCAGCAGCGUGGAGGUGACAUGGCCAGAUGGCAAGAUGGCAAGCCGGAGCGUGGCCAGUGGGGAGAUGAACUCAGUGUUGGAGAUCCCUUACCCCCGGGAUGAGGACAGACUUCAGGACCCAGCCCCACUGGAGUGUGGCCGAGGAUUCUCCCAGCAGGAAAACGGCCAUUGCAUGGACACCAACGAGUGCAUCCAGUUCCCAUUUGUGUGUCCUCGAGACAAGCCCGUGUGUGUCAACACGUAUGGGAGCUACUGGUGCCGGACCAACAAGAGGUGCAGUCGGGGCUACGAGCCCAACGAGGACGGCACAGCCUGCGUGGCUCAAGUGGCCUUUUUAGGUGGGUAUCCUUCUGCUGCCUUUAGAAUCUCUGAGUCUCUCUCUGGGGCCUCAUAUCUUUCUCUAGGCCUUGGACUUUGCCUUCAGUUAUAUGCACUUUAAAUCCCAUCAAUAAAAGAAAAAAAAAAAAACUAACAGCCUUUGUGGAAAGCUAAAUCUCUCCUGCUGCCUGUCUCUCCACGCCCAGUAGAUUCUGCUGCAUGCUCCUCUGAAUGGACAGCAGGGGUGGCCAUCUUUGAAAAGGGAAGCUUGGGAGAUGCUGCUGCUUGUGUAACCUUAGUUGUUUGUGAAGCUAUUCUUUGCAUGUUUUCUCAGAAAACAGAAAAGGGAAGUCUCCCCUUUACCCCCUCAGUCUUUCAGAAGAAUCAAGAUAGUCCUGUCUUUUCUGUAUCCUCCAGUGUCCUGAGCAGCUAAUUUUGCCCUUAACAAAGAUGGCUCCCCAGGUGGUUGCUUGCUCGGUUGAUUUGACAGUGUAUCAGGCACCUGCUAGUUUGGCCUGUGUUGUUUCUGCUCUGUGCGCCCUGACUUCCUGUGGCAGAAAGCCUGAUUGGGGUUGGUGGUGAUGAUGGGAGGGGAAAGGGUGGUCCUUUGGCCCUCUUGAUAAACAUGUUAAAGUUGGAACUUGCAAAGUCUUCCAGCCUCUUUCUGGAGAAAUUAUGCCAAUAAACUCUCUGCUGGAUAUUAG